AAGCGUCAGUGCUGCUCAGCUUCUCGUUCAAAGUGACAGCGUGGUUGUCAAUGCCGGCUUUUAUCUUUCCCGCGCCAAAUAUUACACGUUGGUGACAUUACUCGGAUCUCCUCGCGGAACACACAGUGCUUGCAUUUGCGAUGUGUUGACUAGUGAAAACAUUAAUUCUCACGUGUAGUUUCGACGAAGUUUUGUUGUUCGCGUGCCCAUGCUGUCUCCGACUCCUAUGAGUGUUGUGACAGAUCAUCGCAACAGGGCGCGCAUUUUCCAGCACAUGGAUCAAACCCCUAGAAAGGAGUUACCAUUACGAAUGAGACUACUCGGAACAGGCCGGGAGCGACUGCCCUCGCUGUCCAGCAGCGACGACCAGGACUCGGGCUCGGACGGCGAGCACGACCCGCGCUCCUGCCCCCGGCGCGUCGCCUCCAGGCCCGGGGGCGGCGGCGGCACGCCGGCCGCCAGGAAGCGGCGCGGCAACCUGCCCAAGCAGUCCGUCAAGAUCCUCAAGCACUGGCUGUACGUGCACCGCUACCGCGCCUACCCCAGCGACGCCGAGAAGGUGGCGCUGUCCCAGGAGACCAACCUCACCAGCCUGCAGGUGUCCAACUGGUUCAUCAACGCCCGGCGGCGCAUCCUGCCGCAGAUGAUCCGGCGAGAGGGCCACGACCCGCAGCAGUUCACCAUCUCGCGGCGCGGCAAGAAGUCCCCGCGCAGCGGCGGGGUGCAGGCCCCGCGGGGGGCGGUCCCGCAGCGCCGCGGCUCCUCCGUGCCCGACCACGACUACGAGGACGCCAGCUACCGCAGCGAGGAGGACAGCGCCGGCUACGACAGCUCGCUGAGCGAGGCGUCGUGCCGCGCCGCCGCGCCCUGGAGCAGCGUCAUCGUGUGUCGCUACGGCUGCCUGCAGGGCUGCGGCGCGCACGGCCGUCAGGCGGGGGAUGAAGGCUUGUUCCCUUCGGGUGGCGUGCUCACCCACCCGGAGACCAGCUACUGGAACGGGCCGCUGACGGCGUGUGCCGCGGAGGUUGAGGUGGCGGGGGCGGGGCCUCACAAGUACUCGAGGAUGCAUGCCCAGGAGACGCCGCCCCCCACGCCCCCCCAGGAGGGCGACAAGGAGAAGUUCGAGUGCCUGUACCUGCUCGUCGAGGCGGCUGUCGCCAGGCAGCAGGAGAAGGAACGAGAGCAGCAGGGCCUCUCCAUAUCCGUAUAGCACCCUCCUCCUUCCGCGUAGUCCCGGCGUAACACUUGUGCUUCCACGUAUUUACCGAUGUGUCUCAUCGAACAGCUUGUGCCUACGAAGCUGGGCAUGAACACACGUGAAAACAUAUUUGCUCAAAAAACUCAGUGAAGUGAACGAUAAAAACUACCGUUGACGAACAAGUGUCGAUACUUCUGAUAAUGAUAGUGAUCAUAGUGCAUUAUGCAAUGAAAGUGUCUGUGGACGUUAACUUGGGCGUUGACGCACGAUCGAUGACUUUGCUCAAAAACCACUAAAUGCUCAAGCAGCCUUUCACGUUGCCUCAUGUUUCUGUGUGACGUAGCCAUAUUAACAGUUUUAUUUCCCCCUUUUUAAUUUUUAAAAUAUAAUGCCAAGAACAUUGUGUCGUAAAAAUUAAUCAUAGGUACAAACAUAUCAGUUUAUUUCAUGAUAAAGCUAGCAAUCAAAGAGACUCAAUACUGUGUUGAAAGAAGUCACUGCCAGACCUGACGUGCCUUGAAAAGUCAUUAGUAUUACACCCUAGUGACAAGAUUAUGUUUUACUGUAGUACAAAAAUGUUUAAAUGAGUAAGUUGUAGAUAAGAUGUUUAAAGUUGUGAAUUGUGUGUAUUUUAUGUAGCUGCAGUUGAACACUGUCACUGUUUGUGUUAGUAACAAGGUAGGAUAUUUUUUUUAAAAUAAGUCAUAACAAAGUUAUAUCCAAAUAAUUUUAUAAGCACUCUUUUUUUUUGUUCCAAGAAAAUUAAGAUCCAAUUGAUCCAAGCAAAAUGUACAAGCAAAAAUAAGUUUUCCUAUCUUAAGUACAAUUUGGCAGAUAUGAUCAUUUUUUAAUGUAAGCAAUACUUUUAUUAUUAUCUUUGUUUGUGUUAAUUUUGACAAUGCAUUUAUUACAAUGCAGAUAAUUUUAUUUUAAAAAUAUUCAAUGCUUUAAAUUUUUUUUAAAAUCCUAAAAGUUCAGUUAGGUCUUUAUAUAUAUAUAUAUUUUUUUUUUUGUUUAUUGUGCUUACAAAUUUGAAUGUUCACAGCUAGACACAUGUCUUCUGUGUAUGCUCAACAUUGGUGAAUUUACAAGAUCAUUUUUUUUAUAUAUAUAUGGAUCAAGUAUAUAUACUUUUGGCAUUAUGUCUGGCAAACAAUUUGAAUUGUAGACAAUUUGCUUGCUGAUAUAUUGUGCUGUGAAGGAUACAUAUCUUGCAGAAAUGAAGCAAUGGUUCAGAUUACUUGCAUAAGUAGUAUUGUAAGUAACCAUGUUUGAUGGCAUCCUCUGUGCUUAGAUCAUCAAACAUCGUGUGGAAUAAAGAAUUUAGUCACCAGUUUUUAAAA
Bacillus rossius redtenbacheri is the source of this 2541-nucleotide messenger RNA. RefSeq names its product homeobox protein TGIF2-like. The transcript is spliced from 4 exons. Gene Ontology annotation, biological process: regulation of transcription by RNA polymerase II. The coding region runs from base 209 to 1210 and encodes 333 amino acids. The record is from RefSeq and is a predicted model, not a curated record. Gene Ontology annotation, molecular function: RNA polymerase II cis-regulatory region sequence-specific DNA binding. Lineage: Eukaryota; Metazoa; Arthropoda; Insecta; Phasmatodea; Bacillidae.